This is a messenger RNA of Rhipicephalus sanguineus (brown dog tick), 2000 nucleotides long. It is a transcript of the gene metro, whose product is annotated as MAGUK p55 subfamily member 7. The transcript has 16 exons. Gene Ontology annotation, molecular function: protein binding. Bases 249 to 1973 code for a protein of 574 amino acids. NCBI's taxonomy places the organism in Eukaryota, Metazoa, Arthropoda, Arachnida, Ixodida, Ixodidae. The record is from RefSeq and is a predicted model, not a curated record. Gene Ontology annotation, cellular component: plasma membrane; cell-cell junction.
CUUUCUAGAACCGCCAGGCCUGCCAGUCUACCCAUUCAGUUUUGUUUUGAAGCUGCGUACUUACGUGUGUUGACAACUGUUCCCACUCCCUCCUUUUUGGCGUCGUCGACGGGCGCCGUUUUCUGUAACGCGCGAUGGUUUUGUUAAGAGGAAGUACAGUGACGUGACGCGAUGACGCCCACUUGCAGCUAGUUGCGCUGGCGAGAAACGUUUUUUUAAGUAAUGAUGACUUGCUGCCACCAAAGGGAAUGGCUGUAGGAGGCAAGUACAAUGGAACACAUAGUGACCAAGCCCUGCAAAGGCUUCUGGCUUCCCUGGAGCAGGUGUGCCAUAAAGCUCACAGUGGUGAUGACGACCGUGCCUUCCUUGCUGCUCUGCUCCAAAACAAAGCCCUCCAAGCCUUGGUCCAUAUACAUACAAAGAUUGUCAGCUUCAGCAACAGAGGAAUUGCUCCUUCAAGCUGCGAUGCAUCACUCACUGCCGAAAAGGUGUUACAUGCCCUCCAAAAAAAUAUGGAGCCAGAGGCUAAGGAGCUCUGUAUUUUGAUAUCUUCCCCACAUGUCAAGGCUUUGCUUGAGGCCCAUGAUAUUAUAGCAAAAAAGGACUUUCUGCCGUCGCUCACAGAAGCAAUCUAUGAAGCUGAAGAAGAUGAAGAGACCAUAAAGAUAGUCCAGCUUGUGAAAAGCAACGAGCCACUAGGUGCCACCAUUAAGUACAAUGAAAUUGCUAAAGCAAUCACUAUUGCAAGGAUUAUGCACGGAGGAGCUGCUGACAGAAGUGGUCUUAUUCAUGUUGGUGAUGAAGUCCAUGAAGUGAAUGGAGUUAGUCUGAAAGGCAAGGCACCACAUGAUGUCGUCAGCAUUUUGCAGCAGAGCCAGGCAGGGACCAUCACUCUGAAACUGGUGCCAGCAGAGGAAGCUUCUGUUGGUCGUGAGAGCAGAGUACGUGUCCGGGCAUUGUUUGACUACGAUCCGGCUGCAGACCCAUUGAUUCCAUGCAAGGAAGCUGGCCUGCAAUUUUGGCGGGGCCAAGUUUUGCACUUGGUUAGCCAAGAUGACCCAAAUUGGUGGCAGGCACGCUGGGAGGGUCAGCGGUCAGCUCGUGCAGGACUUAUACCUGCACAGAGCCUCCAAGAGAGGCGUUUUGCAUCAUUGCGAGUGAUGAAUCAGGAUGACGAUGAUGAGGGCCUGUCAGCAGGCUGCUACUCACCAAUGCGCAAAGAGCUGAAGGCUCGGAGAGCCAAGAAGGUCAUGUAUGAUGUCUCUGACAAUGAAGACUUUGAUCGAGAGCUUAUUUCAACUUAUGAAGAGGUUGCCAAGCUUUAUCCAAGGCCUGGACUUCAUCGUCCCAUUGUGCUGAUUGGUCCUCCAGGUGUUGGCCGCAAUGAACUGAAGCGAAGACUUGUUGCAAGUGAUCCUGACAAAUUUAAAACUACAAUUCCUUAUACAAGUCGUCCUGUGAAGCCCUGGGAGGUUGAUGGUCGAGAUUACUACUUUGUGAGCCGGUCUGAAAUGGAGGAAAAGAUUCGACAGGGCCGCUUCGUUGAGCAUGGGGAGUACAGGGGCAACCUUUAUGGGACCAGCCUUGACACUGUUCGAGCCAUUGUUGACCUUGGCUACACAUGCGUGCUGAAUCCACAUCCGCAGGCACUGAAAAUGCUCAGAACAGCAGAGCUUAAGCCAUUUGUUAUAUUUAUCAAGCCUCCAAGCAUCGAAAUUCUGAAAGAAACAAGAAAUAAGGCCUGCGCACGUUCUACAUUUGAUGAAAACUGCUCACGAGGGUUUACGGACGAUGAAUUCCAUGACAUAGUUUAUUUAGGCCACAAAAUGGACUUCCUGUAUGGCCACAUGUUUGAUUUGACCAUUGUGAACGAGGACCUUCCUCGUGCCUUCUACCAGCUGAUGGCAGCUGUGAAAUCGGUCGAAGCUGAACCACAGUGGGUGCCUGCUAGCUGGGUGGUCACGUCCCAGUGAAACUUAGCCUCUACAGCAUUUGUUCAU